Prosopis cineraria is the source of this 3236-nucleotide messenger RNA. RefSeq names its product oxysterol-binding protein-related protein 1B-like. Bases 276 to 2705 code for a protein of 809 amino acids. Gene Ontology annotation, cellular component: cytosol; intracellular membrane-bounded organelle; membrane. The record is from RefSeq and is a predicted model, not a curated record. The transcript has 9 exons. Gene Ontology annotation, molecular function: sterol binding. Lineage: Eukaryota; Viridiplantae; Streptophyta; Magnoliopsida; Fabales; Fabaceae.
ACUUCUGAUGCACAUCCGUGCCCGUUGAUCGCAUUUUGUCAACGAAAAAUUAUUUCUUGACCAACAUCAACGAAACUAAGCGAGUAUAAUUUUUGUACUUUUACUUCUCUUUCCAUUUCUGGAAUAAAACAAAAACUUAGAAACGGAGGGCGAUUUUCGCGGCGAGCCAACACUGUUGGGUUUCGCGUUGACGACGCUACCCCGAGGCUUUCUUCUUCUGCUCGACUAUAUGACGAUUCAAUGAUCGUCUUCCACUUUUGCAAUUGGUGUUACUCAUGAGUCCGUUUCGCCAUGUCUCUGAGGACCGUAACGAAACCGGUCCAACUGGCGCUUGCUCCGCUUCACUCUUACCGGAGGCAUACCAAAGCGGUUCGGCCCCGGCAAUGUCGUCCUUCCGAUCACACUCGACCAUUGGUCAUUCUCACGGCUCCACUCAACGCAACCCCGCCUCUGUGGUCCAACGGUCCGUGUCUGCGAUAACCUCUCGCCAACACAACCAUCGAGGGGUCAUGAUCAAUGGCAUUGUCGGAAAUGGAAUCUCUGGCAUCUUGUACAAGUGGGUCAAUUACGGUCGCGGGUGGCGCGCGCGGUGGUUCGUUCUCCAGGACGGCGUUCUUUCUUAUUUCAAAAUCCACGGCCCCAAUAAGCUCGUGCUCAAUAGAGAAGUCGAAAGGGGGUCUAUGGUCAUCGGGGAAGAGUCCCUCCGUCGAAUUGCCAGUCACCGCAAUAACCCCUCUCGCCAACGCAAACCCGUCUGCGAAAUCCAUCUCAUGGUGUGUUCAAUACGAGAGAGCAAGUCCGAUGAGAGGAGGUUUUCUAUGAAAACGGGGACGAAGAAGAGGCUACAUUUGAGGGCGGAGAGCAGGGAGGACAGGGACGCGUGGGUGGAGGCAUUGAAGGCCGUGAAGGGUUUGUAUCCACGCUCGCCGAAGAAUGCAGAGAUAAUGGCUCCGCACGAGACGAUGCUAAUGUCCACCCAGAAGUUAAGGCAACGCCUCUUGGAGGAGGGUGUCAGUGAGAUUGCCAUACAGGAGAGUGAAAAUAUUAUGAGAAGCGAGCUCGUGCAGAUGCAUAAACAUAUCAUGGCCCUCAAGCAGAAGCAGAAGCUCCUGUUGGACUCAUUGCGCCAUUUAGAGGCAAAAAAAGUUGACUUGGAAAACACACUUGUCAAUGAAACCCAAAGGCAGUCAAAGGUCGGUGUUGGAGGUUCCCUUACAUCAAAGCAUGGAAAGUUUAGCGAUGGAAGUCCAAGUGAUUCUUCUGACGAUCAAUACAGGCAUGAUCAGUCUGACGAUGACAAUGAUGCAUUCUUUGAUACAAGUGAUAUUCUUUCGUUAAGUUCUUGUAGAGAAAAUGAAUCUGAUUCUGAUUGUGAGGAGACCUCUACCGAAACACAUGACGUAAAUUCGCUUACUGCGAGAUCCAAUUAUCCUCUAGUGACGAGACGAAAGAAAUUGCCCGAUCCUGUUGAGAAAGAGAAGGCCGCCAGUCUAUGGUCAAUAAUUAAAGAUAAUAUUGGGAAGGAUCUCACAAGCGUUUGCCUCCCAGUUUACUUCAAUGAGCCUCUUUCCUCAUUGCAGAAAUGUUGUGAAGACCUCGAGUAUUCUUACCUUCUAGACCGAGCAUUUGAAUGGGGUCAAAAGGUUAGUUUGCUUUCUCGAACAAGAGCUGGUUAUUCACCAAGGCAAUUGCUACAACCCAAGGUUUGUACACAGGGUAACAGUCUUAUGAGGGUGCUAGAGGUGGCUGCAUUUGCAGUUUCAGGGUAUUCUAGCACUCUUGGGAGGAGUUGCAAACCAUUUAAUCCACUAUUGGGUGAGACAUACGAGGCAGAUUUCCCAGAUAAAGGCUUUCGCUUUAUCUCUGAGAAGGUCAGUCAUCAUCCCAUGGUUGUUGCAUGCCAUUGUGAGGGCGGUGGCUGGAAAUUUUGGGGCGACGGCAAUUUAAAAAGUAAAUUCCGGGGUCGUUCCAUUCAGCUUGAUCCUGUUGGUUUACUGACCGUCGAGUUUGAUGACGGGGAGGUCGUUCGGUGGAGUAAGGUAACGACAUCCAUUUACAAUCUAAUUUUAGGAAAACUGUACUGCGACCAUUAUGGGACAAUGCGCAUAGAAGGGAACUGCGAGUAUUCAUGUAAGCUUAAAUUUAAGGAGCAGUCAAUAAUGGAUCGAAACCCUCACCAGGUGCAAGGCGUGGUGGAAGAUAAGAAUGCGAAAACAGUAGCAACGAUCUGUGGGAAAUGGGACGAGAGUUUGCACUGUAUAAUUAAUGACAAUUCUAAAAGGAAAAAAUCCAGCGGGUCGUCAAAACCGUGUCUGCUGUGGAAGCGGAACGAGCCACCCGUCCACUUGACAAGAUAUAAUUUUACCGAAUUCGCUGUUGCUCUGAACGAAAUCACACCUGGAUUGAGGGAGAAGUUGCCACCCACAGAUUCGAGGUUGAGACCUGAUCAGAGAUUUUUGGAGAAUGGAGAGUACGAAAUGGCCAAUACUGAGAAGUUGCGGCUGGAACAGAGACAGCGACAGGCAAGGAGGAUGCAAGAGAAGGGUUGGAAGCCAAGGUGGUUUGUGAAGGACAAAGAGGGAAACGGUUACCGUUACGCUGGCGGGUACUGGGAGGCCAGGGAGAAGGGGAUCUGGGACUCAUGCCCUGACAUAUUUUGCCAAAUCCCAAAUGAAACUGAUCCUGAUCCAACCUCACCUUCCUAAUUCCUCAGCUCUUUCCUCUGUAUGUUACAGAGAACAAUUUUGGAUAAAGCAUCUUCUCACAAGUCCCAAAUUUUCUGGCAGUUCAUAGCUCCGUCUACAGUUGGACAGUUCAGAUGAUAUUGCACAGGCUAGUUUUGUUUUGUUUUGUUUCUUUUUCCCCUCCUUGUUUCAUUGUUAUAUUUCUAAAGAUUCAUUUAAUAUUUGUAUUCUGUUAAGAAUGUUCAUAUCCAUUCUGAACGUCUCGUGAAGUAGCAACUUGAUUUCAGUGUCAUCCUUUCAUGCCAUCGACAUUUUGCGAUUUGUCAGCUUCUAGCCCCAUUGGGUCGGUCUCGUUGGUCUGGUCGUGUAUUUGGUCACUCCCUCCAGCAAGAAAUAAAUACUAUAAUUUUUCAAUACUUUUUUUUUUUUUAAACUUCUAGAACGUCAUUACUGUAGCACUGUAAAUUUAUUACUGGACUAUUUAGCUGUCCGCAUUUUCACAUUCCAUGCUGAAUUUAAAUUUGAAGGGGCUCCACCCAAAAUAUUGACUGA